Molecule: messenger RNA, 2405 nt
Organism: Dipodomys spectabilis (banner-tailed kangaroo rat)
Lineage: Eukaryota; Metazoa; Chordata; Mammalia; Rodentia; Heteromyidae
Gene: Otop3
Product: otopetrin 3
Exons: 8
Coding region: 1-2355 (784 amino acids)
Biological process (GO): proton transmembrane transport
Cellular component (GO): membrane
Molecular function (GO): proton channel activity
Source: RefSeq, a predicted model, not a curated record
AUGCUAGGGAAGGGGCAGAAAAAGGCGACCCGGGAGUGUCCCAUUCCCAGCUCGGCCGCGGAACCCACAAAGCCUUUACUGCUAGGCGCGCCCUGGCGCCCCUGCGCCCCUGAGCCCCGCGCGCCCUGCCGCCCGGCGCCCCUGCCGCCCCUGCGCCCCUGCGCCCCUGCGCCCCUGCGCCCCGCGCGUCCUGCCGCCCCUGCGCCCCUGCGCCCCUGCGCCCUGCGCCCCUGCGCCCCGCGCGCCCUGCAGCCCGGCGCCCCUGCGCCCUGCGCCCCUGCCGCCCCGAGUCCCGCGCGCCCUGCAGACCUGCGCCCGCCUCCCGCCCCGCCCCGCCGCCGCGCCAUUGGCUGCCCCGGAGCCCCCGGCGGGGUAAUUAACGUGGGAUUAAUAAGAUGCCCAAAGUCAACAGAAAAAUCGAUGGGCCUUGGAGCCCGCGCGGCGGCUGCGCAGUGUCGCGGGGCGCGGGAGGGCGUCGGGGGCGCGGAGCCUCACCUGGCGGGAGGGCCGGAGCCCGGCCGCAGCCAUGGCUGCCCACGCCGCAGGUGUGAACCACCACCACAGAUCAGCUUUGGGGCCUUCCAUGGUUCCCUUUCGCUGCUGCUGGACAGCAAAAGAGGGGCGGGGGCCGUCCUGGUGGCUGCUGAGAUUCCACAUGUGUCCUCUCCGGAAGCACAGUCAACAGAGGCAUCCCCAGCCCCCAAGGACCAAGGGGACACAGGAGCCAAGGAGACAGGAGCCCCAGGGCUGCCCAGAGAGAAGUCUUGGCUGGCUCGCCAUUUCUCACUGCUGCUUCGACGGGACCGGCAGGCCCAGAAGGCUGGACAGCUCUUCUCCGGGCUCCUGGCGCUCAACGUGGUGUUCCUGGGCGGGGCCUUCAUCUGCAGUAUGAUCUUCAACAAUGUGGCCGUCACUCUGGGCGACGUGUGGAUCCUGCUAGCUGUCCUGAAGGUCCUCUCCGUCCUCUGGCUCCUCUACUACAUGGCCAGCACUGUGCGGCGGCCCCACGCCGUGCUCUAUCGAGACCCCCAUGCGGGACCGAUUUGGGUGCGAGGCUCCCUGGUGCUCUUUGGCAGCUGCACCGUCUGCCUCAACGUCUUCCGCAUGGGCUACGACGUGAGCCACAGCCACUGCAAGUCUGAGCUGGAGCUCCUCUUCCCCGCCAUCGAGAUUGUCUUCAUGGGCAUCCAGACCUGGGUCCUCUGGAAACACUGUAAGGACUGUGUGCAGGUGCAGACCAAUCUCACCAGGUGUGGCCUCAUGCUGACCCUGGCCACAAACCUGCUGCUGUGGGUACUGGCUGUGACCAACGACUCCAUGCACCGUGAAAUCGAGGCGGAGCUCAGCGCCCUCAUGAAGAAGCUGUCAGGCAAUGAGACCAACACCUGCCUGUGUCUCAACGCCUCGGUGUGUGAGGUCUUCCGGAAGGGCUACCUGAUGCUCUACCCCUUCAGCACUGAGUACUGCCUCAUCUGCUGCGCGGUGCUCUUCGUCAUGUGGAAAAACGUGGGGCGCCGCCUGGCGGCCCACACGGGCGUGCACCCCCCCGGCCUGCCCUUCCACCUGCACGGGGCCAUCUUCGGGCCGCUGCUGGGCGUGCUGGCCCUGGUGGCUGGCGUGUGCAUCUUCGUGCUUUUCCAAAUCGAGGCCAGUGGCCCCGCAAUCGGCCGCCAGUAUUUCACCCUCUACUACGCCUUCUACGUGGCCGCCCUGCCUGCCAUGAGCCUGGCGUGCCUGGCGGGCACGGCCAUCCACGGGCUGGAGGAGCGGGAGCUGGACACGGUCAAGAACCCCACCCGCAGCCUGGAUGUGGUGUUGCUAAUGGGCGCCGCGCUGGGCCAAAUGGGCAUCGCCUAUUUCUCCAUCGUGGCCAUCGUGGCCACCCGCCCACAUGAGCUGCUCAACCAGCUCAUCCUGGCCUACUCCCUCCUGCUCAUCGUCCAACACAUGACCCAGAAUCUCUUCAUCAUCGAGGGCCUGCACCGCCGCCCGCUCUGGGAGGUGGUGCCCGAGGACCUGUCCAGAAAGCAGGAGACACCGUCUCCCCACAGGGGCUCCCUGAUAGAGCUGGGCCAAGACCUGCGGCGGGCCUCUGCGGCUUACAUCCACUCCUACAGUCAUCUCAACUGGAAGCAGCGGGCGCUCAAGGAGAUCUCGCUCUUCCUCAUCCUCUGCAACAUCACACUGUGGAUGAUGCCAGCCUUUGGCAUACACCCGGAGUUCGAAAACGGGCUGGAGAAGGAGUUUUAUGGCUACCGGGCAUGGUUCACCAUCGUCAACUUCGGCCUGCCCCUGGGGGUCUUCUACCGCAUGCAUUCCGUCGGGGGGCUGGUAGAGGUCUACCUGGGGGCCUGAGGAUGCCCGAAGAAACCACCCCCUGAGAACUGGCAGUGGGGAGGCAGAGA